This is a messenger RNA of Penicillium macrosclerotiorum, 1671 nucleotides long. RefSeq lists its product as uncharacterized. The transcript has a single exon. The coding region runs from base 1 to 1671 and encodes 556 amino acids. NCBI's taxonomy places the organism in Eukaryota, Fungi, Ascomycota, Eurotiomycetes, Eurotiales, Aspergillaceae. The record is from RefSeq and is a predicted model, not a curated record.
AUGGCUCUCGGAGAUCCAUACGGUUCCGGCGACUUGGACGCGUUACACGCAGACCGGAACAGAUCAGAAACGACCAUCUGCUUGCCGUCCCCAUCUCCGGCGAAGCGAGCCUCCACAUAUCUCCCCCAAGCUGGCCCCAAGGUCUUGGAAGAAUCCAACACCGAUCCAUUCUAUCUUGAGCAGUCAUUAGCUGCCACCCCUGUCUGGGAAUCCGACUCUUACUAUCACCCAACUAUUCGCGAUGAUCAAUUCAGUGAAGACCAUAGCCAGUAUUAUACCCUGUCACUGACGAACGAGAAAUCGACACCCGGUCCAGAUCGGUCGACUCUCGUCCAAUUGGAGCGGGAAAACGACCUCAGAUUCCAUCGCUACACCUCCUCGUCCGAAGACAACCAGAGACGCUUGCACAGUAGCCAGCAUUCAUUCAGCUCUGUUCAGACCGAUAGCAGCACGCCGGAUCUGACCCCGAGUAGUUCAUUCUCCUCCACUUAUUCCUCUCCCGCUUGCCCGGACGCAGUCUUGCAAGCGACGCAGAAGCUCUAUCAACACGCACAGCGAGCUAAAUCCGAGCCUCGUCGUGCUUUCUACCUUCCUCCAUCGACCCCUCCUAAGCAUUCUCUGCCUCCUCCUCCCCCUGUGCCUAGCCUUCCCAGAGCUCAGACUCGACCCACCACACCUGUUUCUGAACCCUCUAACGACUCGACCACAACAUACACCAUGAAGUACGAGACAUCCAGCAUGUCCUCUUCCUCCCGAAGGAGGAAGCCUCAUCCUACAUUGCCGAAUCUGUCGCGUGGCACCAGCACCCACAGCUCUCGGAGGAAGCAAUCCAGCCCGGGCACUCGUCCUCCAUUGGACCCUUCCAUGAUUUCGCCUCCGAGCUUGAUUAACCCUGUCACCAUGGAGCCACAUGCAACCCAUUUUGACCAAGCUCUCUUCAUUCCCGCCAACGAAUGCCCGAGUCCAAUCCCUAGCCCUUCGGCCAGCUCUCCCCCAAUCUCUAGACAAUGGACCGCCACAUCUCUGGAACGCCCUUCUACCUCUACGAUGGAUGCUUAUUGUGAGCAAUCUGUUUGGGAGUCGGACUCAGAUAACGAGUCCAUUGGCCACAAGUCACUUUCUCGGAAACCCAUUGAUACCUUGCGGAAGGUUCGCAGCCGAGCGAAGCUGCGUGCUGCGAAAUCCCAACCAAAGCUCCAUCAAGCCAUGUUGGAUGACGAGCUACCUGAGAAGUUCCCUUGCAUGCCUGAAGAUGCCAUGGGACAACCUAUUCCGGAUCUAUACCGUGGUGCCAGUCUCGACCGCCCCAGUACCAGUCGAGAUGGUCUCCGACCUCGCCCUCUCCAAACCCUUCGGCUUGUGGCACCCUCCACUACAUCACUCCUCAAGCCUCGAUCAAGAAACAAUAGCACUGUUCCCGAGGCCGACAUUGAUCGCUCCACUGCUGCCGCAAUCCAAGCUCGCUCUAGACGUCGCCAGCGUUCUGACUCUCCCGAGUAUGUCAACCAUGACAAGGAGAAGCUGACAUCGAUGUGUUAUGAGCAACAAUCACAAGGUACUCUCCCGGAGGUCGAGCCAGAUUCGCGUCCCUUUUUCCGCCGAGUCUUAGACUCUCUACGUGCCUUGAAUUGCCACAAGGCAUCUACCAAGACUAGCCCGACCACAAUUUGA